This is a messenger RNA of Sitophilus oryzae (rice weevil), 1312 nucleotides long. RefSeq names its product membrane magnesium transporter 1 (gene EMC5). The record is from RefSeq and is a predicted model, not a curated record. Bases 91 to 402 code for a protein of 103 amino acids. The transcript has 3 exons. NCBI's taxonomy places the organism in Eukaryota, Metazoa, Arthropoda, Insecta, Coleoptera, Curculionidae. Gene Ontology annotation, cellular component: plasma membrane; early endosome; Golgi apparatus.
AAGAAGAAGUCAGGUUAUUACUGCAUGACAGAUGGUAAAUUAAAUCGUUUAAAUAAUUAGUUUUAAUCGUCUGAUAUAUUUUAUAUAAAAAUGAGUUCUAAUGCGCUGUAUAAAUUUAUUUUAACUCUAGGUUUUCUAUCACUGUUCCAUGCUGCAUACUCGGCAGCACAACAUCGUUCAUAUUUGAGGCUUAACGAAUUAGAUUUUACCCGUUUGCCUACAGACAUUUUUAUUCAAGCACUCAUCAGUCUUUUUGUAAUAAUAUAUGGAGUCCUUCAUGUUGUUGGAGAUUUCAAAGAAAUAAAAGCAUCAGCAGAUCUAGAAAACAAAUCUUGGGAAACAUUUAGGAAUGUUCAGGCUUUUUAUACUUUUUGUCACAGAGGACAGUCAUUCUCAACAUAAGAAUAGUCAUAGAAUGGAAUUAAGCAAAAACAUGUAUGGUCUGUCAAACAAGAAGUCCUCUUAGAGUGACAGUCUGUCAUUUUAAAGCCCCAUUCUCAGAGCUAUGUUCUGUCUCCGGCGACACCGUUAGACACUUAAACAAUCAAUGGGCGCGAUCAGUAAACACACCGGUAUCAACAUCAACUGGUAAAAACCUACCAAUUACUUUUAUUAUUUUUUAUUGAAUGAUCGAGACAACAAAAAAUGUGACAGAUGACAAUUAUGACACAGAUGACAAUUAUGACAGAAUACCGUAGGCUCUCAAGUAAUCAGUGACCACAACCGGUGAGUUACCAUUGGCAUUCACUUUAAUUUUCUACACCGGUGGACUAACCGGUGUGUGUACUGAAUGCACCCAUUGAGUGCUGAGCUAAAUUUAAAAUUGACAGCUGUUUGAAUUUUGUACUAAUCUGAUUGGUCCUUUUUACGUGUGAAGUUCUGAGAACAUGGCUCCCAGCUUAAAGCACUGUUCUCGGAAUUUCAUACUAUCGCCAGCAACACGUCAAAGGAACCAAUGAGAUUUGUAGAAAAUUCAUACAGUUGUCAAUUUUAAAUUUAGUACAGGUCUCAUUGGUUGUUUGAAGUGUCUAACAGUAUCGCCAGCGACAGAAUGUAGUUCUAAGAAUGGGGCUUAAUUCCUGGGAAAAUUGUAUUCUGUCAUUCUUUGGAUAUCAUCUAUCAAAAUCUUACCCAACUCGUUGGACAGACUUUUAGUGAUUUUAUGAUGCAUUGUCACAUUUGUAGCCAUUCUUCUAUUAUUAAGAAAAUUAUACCAAUGACUCACAUAAUUAUAUUUAUUUGUAGCUAUUAAUGUACACAUAUUUAUAUACAGAAUUAUAGCUAGAUAAUAAAUAAAAUAUAAAUAAAAAAA